AAGCAGCACAGCAACGGCACAACACAACCCCAAACAAACCCCGUAGAAGAACCAAAACGUCCCAAACAGAAACCACCCGAGAAAUCCUCCUCCUCUAAAUCUCCAGCCCAAGGAGCGCAAUCGCCACCCAAAAUCAAAUGGAGCAACUCGGAGGCAAGAAGUCGAACAAGAUCACGGAGAUCGUGCGGCUGCAGCAGAUGCUGAAGAAGUGGCGCAAGAUGUCCGUCACCCCGAAGGUCGAGACGGUCACCGCCGGCGGCAAUGGCGUCGGCGGCGGCGGGGAGAGCAAGGCGAAGAAGUUCUUGAAGCGGACGCUGUCCUUCACGGAGAGCCCUUCCUCGUCGCCGACGGGCCCGCCGCCCAAGGGCCACCUGGCGGUAUCCGUGGGCCCGGCGCAGCGGCGGUUCGUGAUCCCCACCGAGUACCUCAAGCACCAGGCGUUCGCGGCGCUGCUCCGGGAGGCCGAGGAGGAGUUCGGGUUCCAGCAGGAAGGCGUGCUCCGGAUCCCCUGCGAGGUCCCCGCCUUCGAGGCCAUCCUCAGGGCCGUCGAGAAGAACAAGAGCGGCGGCGGCGCCGCCAAGGACUCCUCCUCUGCCAACGCCGCCAACUUCUGCUACUGCAGCUUCGAGUACCCCGCCGGCGCCGCCGACGAGGUCGGCCGCGGCACGCCCCCGUUGUGCAGAUAGACGGCGGAGAUCGAGGAAAGCCUACAGAAAUUAAUGUUAUUUUUCUUUUCUGUUCUUCUUUUUUAUUUUGAGUCCGCGUGUGUUUUUUCAGCGUUGUGAUGAUGGUGAGGGAUGAUUCGACGGUAUCUCCCCCCAGGGUUUAGAAUUACACCACCAUUGUUAUUUUUCCUUGAUUUGAGCUGAUCCGUAGUGGGUAAUGCGGCCCCUAUUAACGGUGUCAUGGGAAGAUUGAUGUGGAAAUUGAAGGAUGAUUUGUUUUUCUUUCGUC
This is a messenger RNA of Brachypodium distachyon (stiff brome), 954 nucleotides long. Its product is annotated as auxin-responsive protein SAUR36. The transcript has a single exon. The record is from RefSeq and is a predicted model, not a curated record. Lineage: Eukaryota; Viridiplantae; Streptophyta; Magnoliopsida; Poales; Poaceae. The coding region runs from base 138 to 686 and encodes 182 amino acids. Gene Ontology annotation, biological process: response to auxin.